This is a messenger RNA of Chara braunii, 2604 nucleotides long. The record is from the annotation of a GenBank genome assembly. Lineage: Eukaryota; Viridiplantae; Streptophyta; Charophyceae; Charales; Characeae.
AGAGAGAGAGAGAGAGAGAGAGAGAGAGAGAGAGAGAGAGAGAGAGAGAGAGAGAGAGAGAGAGAUGAUGAUGAUCGAGUGUCCGUUUAAUCAUGCGUACAAUUGGUGUUAUCUAUGUCUUAGUCGAGCUACCGUAAUUAUCUUCUACCCUCUACCUCCCCCUUUUCUUUCUUCUACCACGUUCUCUUCUCAUGGAUCUGCCUUCUUUCGUCCUCUGCGGGGGCUCCCGUUUCGACUUCGGAAUAGGAGAGCUAUCACGAGGGAACGAACCGGCGGACUAAUCAACGGAGAAACUAACGAACAAGCCUGCGCGGGCAUUGUUACUGUGGCCUGUUGUUGUCAUCAGACUUGUCCGACCGAGGGAAAUCUCUGAUUUGUCAGACCGAGGGAAACAUAUAAACCGAGGGGAAUAUGUAAAGCAGCAAGAUGUUGUUCGUUGAAUCUCGUCAGCUCCAGUUGGUAGUUGGUACAGGCGUUAAUACAGUAAGUCGUCUAAUUAAUUCAUGAGUGGUGGGGAUGAUUCGAGCCUCGUGUCGCGCUCCCGCUGGUUGUUUCCGGCGCACAAUGGCAUUGCGGUGGCAGUUGCAAAGGGUGUGGAGAGGGGAGGAGGGGGCGGGGGUGGGGGAUGGAUAUGGUGGAUAUGGUGGAUGAAGUGGAUGAAGUGGUUGAAGAAGCGCCAAUCGUGCGCACAUAUUACAAUAUAUAUGUUUCUAUUUUUUGGUAUAUAUAUAUAUAUGUAUAUAGAUAGGUAAUACGUGAAUGUAUGCAUUCGGUUCCCAGGGCGGGGAAAUGAACUUACCUGCAAACCCGCCUAGAGUUCCGUACGGACGACGGAGGUGUGUAAUCUCGUCUGUCUGUAUUCGUGCCUCUUGUCUCGGCGAACAAGUAUUAACCAUCUGGGGUGAAGAUUUGCAGGAGCGGGGGGAGCCGGGGGUGGGAGCGGGAGGGGGGGGAAGGUCGAGGUUCGGAAAUAAGCCAUGGAAUUGCGCGCGUGUGGAGGAGAAUAAAGGCGGUCGAGGGAGUGUUUUAUGCUGGCCCGUGCGUGGCAACGAACGCAACGCGCGGGGCGGGGGGGGCAUUGCCCCAAGGUAUACUGGUAUUUAACUAGUUAGAAAUUGCGCGCGCGUGCGGAGGAGUGUAGGUAGAGGUGGUGGUCGGGGGAGUGUUUCAUGCUCGUCCCUGCGCGGCAACGAACGCAUCUUGGACAGCUGCGGCCGUCGGUAUGUCGGUAAUCUCGGUAUGGCGCGCUGCGCACGAUGUGACUUGCAGUGAGACCGUCAUGUCUGCGUAUCGUGGAAGAUUACGUCAAUUUGUCAUUCUUCUCUUGGACUAUUUUGCUGGGGGGAAUUUGGCUGAUUUGAGAGCACUCCUCGAAAGUACCGAUAGUAUAUUUCUUACCUUCCUGCGCUGCGCUGUGUGCCAUUGGAUCCGUGAAGCAAUCAAUUGCUACGGUGCAUGCUUUCGUCCGUCUGCCCGUACGUCUGUCCGCUUGCAGCGCGCCGACGCCGCCGGAAUGUUCAUCGAAGCAACAGCGAUUGUUCGUUGAUGGUGUAUCGACUGUGCUAUCGCCAUCAUUGCCAUCGUGAUUAUCCCUGAGAGAUAUUGAUGAAUUGCUAAUAAAGGAAAUAGACUUCUCGUUUAUGUUUGAGCAAAUGACAUUGUCUCCAGUUCUUCUCCUCUCUCUCUCUCUCUCUCUCUCUCUCUCUCUCUUUGUCAAGUUGUGGUUUCUCUCUCCGUCUCUGUCAUUGUGCGUUCUUUCUCUCUCUCGUUCACUUGUCUUUCUAACUUGGCUUGUUGCCUCUCUCUCUCUCUCUCUCUCUCUGUAUGUGCCUUGGUUUAUGGAUUCGAUAACGUUUUAAGAACUUGCAAUCUGUGAAUUACCAAUUCUACUGUAGGUGUGUAGCGGUCGGUCACAAGGCAGGUUCGACCUGCAUGUCCGUCUGUCUGUCUGUUUAACUCUGUAUUCCUUUGCCUCUCUGUGUCCGUCUGACUGUAUAUGUCUGCUUCUCUCUGUAUGGACUUUUUUUCUCCUCGUGCGUUUGUGUUCUUUGGCCAAUGUCCUUUGUCUCCUAGACGGCUGGAUGAAGAAUAUCACUCUCUCUCUAUCCGAUUGGUGUGUUGAUACCUUGUUCAUGUUGCGUGGCCUGAAGUGAUGAUAGUUCGAGCUCCAGUUGAAUUAAAUAAGACAGACAGACAGACAGUCGGACACCUCUGCAGACGUUUUUAUUGCUCAUGUGAGGUGGAUUAUUUCUGGUAAGUACUUAGUGUCGUGUCUGCACCAAUAUUCAUUUAUUUCGUUUUUUUUUUUUUUUUUCAUCAGUAUCUUUCCCGCUUGCAUCUCACAAGUUAAUGUAAGCCGAUUUGAGUUGAGAUGAGUUGAGAUGAGGGCCUUCGCUCGCCUACUGUCGUCGAAAUGUGCAAAUCGAGAGUGAAUCUUCCGCUAGAACACGGAAAGAUACAGUGCCAUGAUUUUUGUCUGUUGUGCAUGUCGCGCGCGUAGUGGAGCGAGGCCCAAGAUAACUUAAGUUGGUACGGCGUGAGGUAAGAUGAGGUGAUAUGCCAUGUAAGUUCUUAUGAGUGUCUUAAUAAAUGAAAAUUCGCUCA